Molecule: messenger RNA, 1770 nt
Organism: Zingiber officinale
Lineage: Eukaryota; Viridiplantae; Streptophyta; Magnoliopsida; Zingiberales; Zingiberaceae
Product: beta-glucosidase 6-like
Exons: 13
Coding region: 250-1770 (506 amino acids)
Biological process (GO): carbohydrate metabolic process
Molecular function (GO): beta-glucosidase activity
Source: RefSeq, a predicted model, not a curated record
AAAAGGAUGCAAGAAACAGAUGAAGGUCCUUUGAAGGCAAAAACUUAAAGACUCAAAACACCAACUUGCUCUUGUUUCUGUAAAUGCUUUGCCAGAACACAAGGCUUUGUCUUAAAACUACAUGCAAGCAUGAUGACAAGACUUAUCUCUUGCUAUGGUUUUCCUAUAUCAAGAAAAGCUGCAUUAUGAUUUAAGAUAACUCAUACUCUAUAUUCACGAACACAAUCAUCAUUUUGGUUUCCUGGAUAAAUGAUGCUGAUGAAGUUGAUUUUGGUUCUCGAGACUCUCUUGGUGGUUCUUUGGAUGGUUGAAUCUUUGGCACUGAAACAAGAGCUAAGCAGAGGGAGCUUUCCGAAAGGGUUUGUCUUCGGCACCGCCUCCUCGUCUUAUCAGUAUGAAGGAGCAGUGGAGGAAGAUGGUAGAGGAAAAACAAUUUGGGACAAGUUUGCUCACUCUUUUGGGAAGGUGAUUGAUUUUAGCAAUGCUGAUGUUGCUGUUGAUCACUACCAUAUGUUUCAUGAUGAUAUAGAACUUAUGGAAGACCUUGGAAUGGAUGCUUUUAGGUUUUCGAUUGCCUGGUCGCGCAUAUUUCCUAAUGGUGGUGGAGAAGUUAAUCAGGCAGGGAUUGACCAUUACAAUAAAGUGAUCAAUGCAUUGCUUGCCAAAGGAAUUCAACCCUAUGUUACACUGUACCACUGGGAUCUUCCUCAGACACUAGAGGACAGAUACAAUGGCUGGCUCGAUCGUCAAAUCAUAGAGGACUUUGCAAAUUAUGCUGAGACAUGCUUUAAAGAGUUCGGAGAUCGAGUCAAGCACUGGAUUACCUUCAACGAGCCUCACUCAUUCGCGAUCCAAGGUUAUGAUGUUGGACUACAUGCCCCUGGUCGAUGCUCCACUCUCCUCCAUUUACUGUGCACGGCAGGAAACUCAGCCAGUGAGCCUUACAUUGUUGCUCAUAAUGUUCUUCUAUCCCAUGCAACUGUGUCUGACAUUUACAGAAGAAAGUAUCAGAGAACUCAACAAGGUUCCAUUGGCAUAGCAUUCAAUGUCAUGUGGUUUGAACCGAUGACAGAGUCAUCUGAAGAUAAAGACGCAACACAAAGAGCACAAGAUUUUCAGUUUGGAUGGUUCAUGGAUCCAUUGUUCUUUGGCGACUACCCAACUUCCAUGAGGACGAGAGUAGGAGAAAGGCUGCCAAAGUUUUCAGAAGCUGAAGGUGCCCUUGUUAAGGGGUCCCUUGAUUUUGUGGGUGUAAAUCAUUACACCACAUAUUAUGCAAAGCACAACUCUACAAACUUAGCUCGGGCCUUGCUUAAUGAUGCCUUGGCAGAUACUGGCGCUAUAACACUUCCCUUCAAGGGUUGGAAGGCAAUUGGAGACAAGGCAUUUUCGAUAUGGCUAUAUAUUGUACCUCAAGGGAUCAGAAGCCUUAUGAACUACAUCAAAGAUAAAUAUGGAAAUCCUUUGGUGAUCAUUACAGAGAAUGGAAUGGAUGAUUUCAACAAUCCAUUCAUCUCCACUGAGCAUGCUCUUAAGGAUAAGAAGAGGAUCAAAUACCAUAGCGAUUACCUUUCCAAGUUGGCAGACUCAAUAAGAGAAGAUGGUUGCAAUGUGCAGGGUUACUUCGUGUGGUCUCUGCUUGACAAUUGGGAAUGGACUUCAGGGCACACUUCGAGAUUUGGUUUGUACUUUGUGGAUUACAAAGACAGGCUUAAGAGGUACCCAAAGAGCUCUGCAAUUUGGUUCAAGAACUUACUGAGAACUGGAUGA